Molecule: messenger RNA, 2585 nt
Organism: Salvelinus sp. IW2-2015
Lineage: Eukaryota; Metazoa; Chordata; Actinopteri; Salmoniformes; Salmonidae
Product: cholecystokinin receptor-like
Biological process (GO): neuropeptide signaling pathway
Cellular component (GO): plasma membrane
Molecular function (GO): neuropeptide receptor activity; gastrin receptor activity
Source: RefSeq, a predicted model, not a curated record
UCUCCACGCAACAAUGAUGCCAGUGUGCUCUCGUUGACUCUACACACGAAUCUGCACCUUUCUGCGGACUGUCAGUUUAUUGACAUAUACGACAGCUCGCCUACAGAACAUUUCGAUGUCAAAACGACAGGAGUGUAAAAUUGGAAAUAAUCCUCUGGACCAGACUUGCUACCAUGGGCAUUUUUGUGAUGCUCUCCACAACUGUAAAAUUAUUUAAUGGAGAUACAACUGAUAAGGAUGAAAAGUUGUUGAUUUGAUUGAUUUUAAUAGUUUGAAGAACAGAGAAAAAACAUGGCUUUACAAACUUCUAAUGACACUUCUUUGUCAACAUUCCUGGACUGUCUGCCACGCCUGCAGAGCAACUCAUCUGUGAAUGCAUCUGGAAAUAUUAGCAAGGAAGUUACCAAUCCCACCUGUAGCAAUGCGUCUGUCAUCACAAAACCCCCAUCCAUGCGGCAAAAAGAGAUGGACUCAGUGCGGAUCCUGCUUUAUUCUCUCAUCUUCCUGCUCAGCGUCUUUGGCAACCUUCUGAUCAUUGUGGUCCUGACGGUCAACAAGCGCAUGCGCACGGUCACCAACUCCUUCCUGCUUUCGCUGGCGGUCAGUGACCUGAUGAUGGCAGUUUUCUGCAUGCCCUUCACACUCAUCCCCAACAUGCUGGAGGACUUUAUCUUCGGAGCCGCCAUGUGUAAAACGGUCACCUACUUCAUGGGGCUCUCCGUCAGCAUCUCCACCUUCAGCCUGGUUGCCAUAGCGAUCGAGAGGUACAGCGCCAUCUGCAACCCGCUGAAGUCGCGGGUGUGGCAGACACGUUCCCAUGCCUACCGGGUCAUCGCCGCCAUCUGGGUGUUGUCGUUGGUCAUGAUGGUGCCCUACCCAGUGUUCAGCCACCUCAAGUCCUUCCCCAAACCCGACCGAACUACGGGACACAUGUGCCGCCUGGAAUGGCCAAGGGGUUGGGUGGAACAGACGUGGUACAUGCUGUUGCUUUUAAUCUUGUUCUUCAUCCCUGGGGUUGUGAUGAUUGUUGCCUAUGGACUCAUCUCCAGAGAGCUGUACCGGGGGAUGAAGUUUGAGUUGGACCAAAACAGAGAGAACAGUGCACUGAAGAAUGGCGUAAACACCACCGUGACCACCAGCAACAACGACACAGACGAUGAUGGCUGCUACAUCCAGAUACCGAAGAAGCCACCGUCCAUGGAGCUGUCCACCCUCACCACCCCUACUCCGGCCCCUCCCAAACCCAGAGUGUUCGCCGAGCACCCUCGAAGCAAUACCUCGGAGGCUAAACUCUUGGCCAAGAAGCACGUGAUCCGCAUGCUCAUCGUCACUGCCAUUCUCUUCUUCCUCUGCUGGAUGCCCCUGUACACGGCCAACACGUGGAAGGCAUUCCACAUCAGCUCAGCCCACCGGCUCCUCUCGGGGGCACCCAUCUCGUUCAUCCACCUAUUGAGCUACACAUCGGCGUGCGUCAACCCUGUUAUCUAUUGUUUUAUGAAUACACGCUUCCGCAAGGCGUUGCUCACCACCUUUGCCCACAGCCGUCCGCCCUGCUGUCGGCGCCGCCGGGGGAGGUGGAACGGCGGGGAUGAUGAGAUGACAGUGACGGGGACUAUGGGUCCUUUGUCCAUGUCCAAGAUCAGCUAUACCACAGUGAGCACCGCGGGUACCUACUGAUUCUUUGUGAAGGGGGCUAGGGGUACAGUGUCCAUAUUAGGACAGCCUCAUUCUCAGCAGGACUUCUUCCUAAUAUGGACCCUGUAUAGGGGAACACAGGGGGCKGUAGCAGUGGGUACACAGGUAGUUGUGAACAAGGAUGGCAACCGACAGAAUGCUUGUGUAUUUCUUUGCUUGUUCGCUCCUGAUUUUUUCACGUUUUAUUGUGUUACAUACUGGGAUUAAAAUUGAUUUAAUUUACAUUUUUUYAUCAACGAUCUACUCAAAGCACUCUGUAAUGUCAAAGUGGAAGAAAAUGUCUAAUGAAAAAUAAAACAGUAAUAUAUAUCGAUUUGAUAAAUAUUCACCCUCCUGAGUCAAUACAUGUUAGAAACACCUUUGGCAGCGAUUACAGCUAUGAGUAAUCUUGGUUAAGUCUCUAAGAGCUUUGCACACCUGGAUUGUACAAUAUUUGCUGAACUGAUUUAGGUUUGCCUAACAAAGGUGGUGAAUACUUAUGCAACAACUAUAUUUAGUUAUUUAAGUUUUAUUCAUUUGUACACAUUUGUAGAAUUCUCUUUUCACUUUARCAAUGGAGUAUUUUGUGUAGAUCAAUAACAAAAAAAAUUAUGCCACAAAAUGUGAAAAAAUCCAAGGGGGGUGAAUUUAUUUAUAGGACUGAUUACCUGAACAUAUAAGGUAUUUCAAAUACAAAAUGGAAUGUUUAUAUUUUAUGUAGUGCUUAAAUGUGUGUGUGUGCUGUAUAUGUAAUGUAAAUGUUUUCGUAUUUUUUAUUGUUUUUAUAAAUCAAUGCCAAACUGUAUAACACAAUGAGGAAAAGAUAGCAUAAGGCCGCAUACACUGAGUGUACAAAACAUUGUGUAUGUGUGCCAUUCAGAGGGUGAAUGGGCAAGACAAAAGAUUUAAGU